This is a messenger RNA of Condylura cristata (star-nosed mole), 1545 nucleotides long. It is a transcript of the gene CRLF1, whose product is annotated as cytokine receptor-like factor 1. The annotation marks the transcript as partial. The transcript has 9 exons. Gene Ontology annotation, cellular component: external side of plasma membrane. NCBI's taxonomy places the organism in Eukaryota, Metazoa, Chordata, Mammalia, Eulipotyphla, Talpidae. The record is from RefSeq and is a predicted model, not a curated record. Gene Ontology annotation, biological process: cytokine-mediated signaling pathway. Gene Ontology annotation, molecular function: cytokine receptor activity; protein binding.
CAGUGCUCCUUUCUGACCCCAGACACAGCUGUGAUCAGCCCCCAGGACCCCACGCUCCUCAUUGGCUCCUCCCUGCAGGCCACGUGCUCAGUGCACGGGGACCAGCCUGGGGCCACUGCCGAGGGCCUCUACUGGACCCUCAACGGGCGCCGGCUACCCCCUGAGUUCUCCCGUGUGCUCAACGCCUCCACCCUGGCCCUUGCCCUGGCCAACCUCAACGGAUCCAGGCAGCAGUCAGGGGACAACCUCGUGUGCCAUGCCCGCGACGGCAGCAUCCUGGCUGGCUCCUGCCUCUAUGUUGGCCUGCCCCCAGAGAAACCCUUCAACAUCAGCUGCUGGUCCAAGAACAUGAAGGACCUGACCUGCCGCUGGACGCCGGGAGCCCAUGGGGAGACUUUCCUUCAUACCAACUACUCCCUCAAGUACAAGCUGAGGUGGUACGGGCAGGACAACACGUGUGAGGAGUACCACACAGUGGGACCUCACUCCUGCCACAUCCCCAAGGACCUGGCUCUUUUUACGCCCUAUGAGAUCUGGGUUGAAGCCACCAACCGACUGGGAUCAGCCCGCUCCGAUGUGCUCACACUGGACAUCCUAGAUGUGGUGACCACUGAUCCCCCACCGGAUGUGCACGUGAGCCGAGUUGGGGGCCUGGAGGACCAGCUGAGUGUGCGCUGGGUUUCACCACCCGCUCUCAAAGACUUCCUCUUCCAAGCCAAGUACCAGAUCCGCUACCGUGUGGAGGACAGCGUGGAUUGGAAGGUGGUGGACGACGUGAGCAACCAGACCUCAUGCCGCCUGGCUGGCCUGAAGCCAGGCACCGUGUACUUCGUGCAAGUGCGCUGCAACCCCUUUGGCAUCUACGGCUCCAAAAAGGCUGGGAUCUGGAGUGAAUGGAGCCACCCCACCGCUGCCUCAACACCCCGAAGUGGUGAGCACCCGGGCCCGGGCGGCGGGGCGUGCGAGCCGCGGGGCGGAGAGCCGAGCUCGGGGCCGGUGCGGCGCGAGCUCAAGCAGUUCCUGGGCUGGCUCAAGAAACACGCGUACUGCUCGAACCUUAGCUUCCGCCUCUACGACCAGUGGCGAGCCUGGAUGCAGAAGUCACACAAGACCCGAAACCAGGACGAGGGGAUCCUGCCCUCGGGCAGACGGGGCACGGCGAGAGGACACCUCAUGAUGGAUAUUCUUACUUCUCUGAUGAAGAAACCAAGGCCCAGAGAAGGGCAGUGCCCUACCCAAGGUCAUCCAGUUGAAAGUGGUUCUGCCAGAUAAACUCUAGGGGAUAGAGCUGACCUCCUUGCAGCCUGGAGAACUGGAGGCCACACCCAGUUGAGAGCCACCUCUGUACCCUUGCCUCAGGGAGUGCAUUCAGAGCUUCAAGGGCCACACAGCUCAGAUCUCCAUGUGUGCCCCAGUGGGUGUGUUGGGGAUGGUAGUAGCUGAGCUGCCCGGAACCCCUGCCUGGGUUGUGGUAAAGAGAGGUCAUUACUUCCCCCACCCUGGACACCUCCAGAGUCUUUUUAAAUAAACAAGCUAUUUAGGUGC